Zychaea mexicana is the source of this 1848-nucleotide messenger RNA. Its product is annotated as 2,3-bisphosphoglycerate-independent phosphoglycerate mutase. The record is from RefSeq and is a predicted model, not a curated record. Gene Ontology annotation, biological process: glucose catabolic process. Gene Ontology annotation, cellular component: cytoplasm. NCBI's taxonomy places the organism in Eukaryota, Fungi, Mucoromycota, Mucoromycetes, Mucorales, Lichtheimiaceae. Gene Ontology annotation, molecular function: manganese ion binding. The coding region runs from base 62 to 1627 and encodes 521 amino acids. The transcript has 3 exons.
UUCUCUUUCUUUCUUUAACCCUUUUCUUACACCACUCUUAUACAUAUACCGCAUAUACACCAUGCCCGGAGGAGGACAAAUGCCAAAGGAAAAGCAGACACCCAAGGAAAAGGUGUGUCUUAUCUGUAUCGACGGUUGGGGUGUUUCGCCAGUCCAAGAUCCCAAGGGCGACGCGAUCCGCAAUGCUGAGACGCCCGUCAUGGACAAGUUCAAGGAAACUUACCCCUAUUCUGACAUUGCCGCUCAUGGUUUGUCUGUCGGUCUUCCCGAUGGUCUUAUGGGCAACUCUGAAGUUGGCCACUUGAACAUUGGUGCUGGCCGUGUCGUCUACCAGGACAUUGUGCGUAUCGAUCUUGCUGUUAGAGACAACAAGUUUGGUGAGGUCGGAAACAUCAAGGGCGCUUUUGAACGUGCCAAGGCUGGUAACGGUCGCUUGCACUUUUUGGGUCUGAUUUCCGAUGGUGGUGUCCACUCGCAUAUCAACCACUUGGUUUCGCUCUUGGAAGCCGCCAAGGCUGCAGAAGUUCCCGAAGUCUACAUCCACUUCUUCGGCGAUGGUCGUGACACCUCUCCAAAGUCGGCCACCAAGUACUUGAAGACGCUUCAGGAGAACUUGGAACGUUUGUCGUAUGGCAAGCUCGCCACCAUUGUGGGUCGUUACUAUGCCAUGGACCGUGAUAAGCGCUGGGAACGUGUUCAGAUCGCAUUCGACGCAUUGACUGAGGGCAAGGGUGAAAAGUCAGAGGAUGCCAUGAAGACGGUUGAGGAGCGCUACGCAGCCGAUGAGACAGACGAGUUCUUGAAGCCCAUCAUCUUGUCUGACGAAGGCCGCGUCAAGGACAACGAUACUCUGUUCUUCUUCAACUUCCGAUCUGACCGUAUGCGUGAGCUCACCCAGGCAUUCGGCAUUGCUCCUUGCCCCUUUGAGAGCAAGGUUCCCGAGAACAUUGAGCUGUUCACCAUGACCCAAUACAAGGGCGAUUAUCCCUUCAAGGUUGCUUUCCCCGCACAGACCAUGGACAACGUCUUGGCCGAAUGGUUGGGCAAGAACGAGGUUCCCCAGAUGCACGUUGCCGAAACCGAAAAGUAUGCUCACGUCACCUUCUUCUUCAACGGCGGUGUCGAGACCCAGUUCAACAAGGAAGAGCGUGGUUUGGUUGCUUCGCCCAAGGUCGCCACUUAUGACUUGCAGCCCGAGAUGAGCGCACAGAGCGUCGCUGAUCGCGUCGCCGAAGAAAUCGCUAGCGGCAAAUAUCCCUUCGUCAUGUGCAACUUUGCUCCUCCCGACAUGGUCGGCCACACUGGCAAGUACGAGGCUGCUAUUAAGGGUGUAGAGGCUACGGAUAAGGGUAUCGGUACUAUUUACGAGGCAUGCAAAGCCAACGGCUACAUCUUGUUUGUCACGGCCGACCACGGUAACGCCGAAAAGAUGCUUUCGGACGAUUUCUCGACCCCUCACACUGCUCACACUUGCGCACCUGUUCCUUUCGUCAUGACCUCUGAAAAGUACAAGUAUCAGAAGGAUGUCAAGGGUGCCUUGGCUGAUGUUGCCCCCACCAUCCUCGAUGUCAUGGGCUUGGAUAUUCCCGAAGAAAUGACUGGUCACAGCAUGUUGGAGAAGAACUAAACGAGUACUGUGAAGUCAAAGAAUCUGUUGUAAAUGUAGAAUUUUACUGUUUUAUAAAACUUUUGUUUCCCAUUAAAUGUACAUCUCUUUUAAAUAUAUCAGUUGUGGAAAAAUUCCUUCUUGAGUUUACUGUUCUACCAUCAUAUUAUGCUUUUCAAUUAGCAGCGGUGCGGUAGUGUUGCUGUACCUUUUAUGAGGUAGUGGGUAAUCAACGACUACUA